Molecule: messenger RNA, 303 nt
Organism: Penicillium taxi
Lineage: Eukaryota; Fungi; Ascomycota; Eurotiomycetes; Eurotiales; Aspergillaceae
Exons: 4
Coding region: 1-303 (100 amino acids)
Source: RefSeq, a predicted model, not a curated record
AUGCAACUCGUAAAAGACUUGAAGGAUAUCACUGUGGGUAAGAGUGCAGUCACUACUGGGUCCGUCUUUGGAGGUGCUAGCGUCUAUGUGGAUGAUGUGGCACUCAUGCAUGUCAAAGCACUCAAUUGUAGAGUCCCUCUUAGUAAUUCAGGUUACGAAGCCGGCACUGUGUGGCAGGACGCGACGACUAUUGUGGCUGAAUCUUUCCCUAAGGCAGUCGCCAAAGGACUCCUACCUAAUGAUGGACUUCAGCCAACUAAAGAGUUCAGGAUCGACGCAAAGACGACUGAGGAAGUGAUGUGA